Messenger RNA from Postia placenta MAD-698-R-SB12, 1007 nucleotides. RefSeq lists its product as hypothetical. The transcript has 6 exons. The coding region runs from base 319 to 903 and encodes 194 amino acids. Gene Ontology annotation, molecular function: thioredoxin peroxidase activity. Gene Ontology annotation, biological process: cell redox homeostasis; cellular response to oxidative stress. The record is from RefSeq and is a predicted model, not a curated record. Gene Ontology annotation, cellular component: cytoplasm. NCBI's taxonomy places the organism in Eukaryota, Fungi, Basidiomycota, Agaricomycetes, Polyporales, Adustoporiaceae.
AAAAAACUGGAAUGGAAUCCACCAUAUAUCUUCUAGGCUAGGGGCUUGCUUGUGUGUUUGAUCUGCAUGCUUCUCUCUGAGCUCUUGAAAGUCAGAAGGUUGGGUCAGAGGCUGUGGUUACAUUGAAUAACGUGCUCUCUGUGUGCACUUCACCCAAUCGCUCGACAAAGUGUUGUUGAUCUAUUCUGCGAAAGCUCCUCUAAAGAGAUUGAUCUAGGUCGCUGGCUACCAGUAUAUAACCGCACGAAACCCUCCUGGUCCAAGGUCCUCCAUAGUUACGCAAAUCCCCGAGUGCUCCUUUCUGCACAAUCGACUCCUAUGCCUCAUCCACUCGUCGGAAAGCCCGCUCCUUCUCUUUCUCUCCCGGACGCGAAUGGGGAGACUUACACCUUGACCCCUGUGGCCAGCGAUGUUCCCAUUGCCUUGUUCUUUUAUCCUCAGUCUGGAACGUAUGGGUGCACAAAGGAAGCCUGCGAAUUCCGCGAUGCUCUUGCUGAAAAGGAGUUGUAUCAGCGCACCAAAGUCCAAAUUAUCGGGGUCAGCAAGGACCCAGUUGAGAAACAGAAAGUCUUCGUGGAGAAGGAGAAGCUAACGUACCCCGUUCUGAGCGAUGCCAGUGGGGAUGCACGCAAAGCGUACCACGUCGGGAAAGGCCUACUGGGUCUCACGGACGCUCGCGUCACCUUUUUUAUUGACUCCAAGGGGGUUGUGCGGGACGUGUUGGACACGACGGUGAAUUUCAGUGCUCACGCCAAGUUCGUCACGAAGUGGCUCGAUAAGAUCGAGGCAGAGGAAGGCAAAUCGACUGCGGACGAGAGCGCCGUGCCCGCUCCAGCCGGUGCGGAAGGAGCAGAACCAGUAUCCCCCACUGGUGAAGGUGAGGGUGAACAGCAGCAGGCUUGAGAAUCUGCGAUUGGCUCGUCUUUAGCUUCUCAGUGAAAUGCAACGUGCGAAGCAAAUGUACACUAGUGUUGUUCAGGAACAGUGCUCUCUCUUUCUCUUUCUCA